Messenger RNA from Apaloderma vittatum (bar-tailed trogon), 1683 nucleotides. RefSeq names its product glycoprotein (transmembrane) nmb (gene GPNMB). Gene Ontology annotation, molecular function: integrin binding. The transcript is spliced from 11 exons. Bases 1 to 1683 code for a protein of 560 amino acids. Lineage: Eukaryota; Metazoa; Chordata; Aves; Trogoniformes; Trogonidae. The record is from RefSeq and is a predicted model, not a curated record. Gene Ontology annotation, biological process: cell adhesion.
AUGAGCGGUGUUCGCCACCACAUCAGGUUCCUGCUCCUGGCUGAAGCGGUGCUGUGUGCUGCCACCACACGGUUUCAAGAUGUGCUGAGCCCUGGAAGAACUUCUGCCACAUCCUACAAGAAGCUACAAGGCUGGUACACUGAUCAAAAUAAAUGGAAUGAAAAGCUUUAUCCUGUCUGGGAGGAAGGAGAUCCCAGAUGGAAGGACUGCUGGAAAGGCGGGAGGGUGACAGCCAAAUUGACCACUGACAGCCCAGCACUGGUAGGAUCCAACGUGACCUUUGUUGUGACUCUCCAGUUCCCCAAGUGCCAGAAGGAAGACAAUGAUGGCAACAUAAUAUACGAGAGAAACUGCACCCGGGAUCCUCCAGCUUCCCAGGAUCAGCAAGUCUAUGUCUACAACUGGACUGAAUGGGUCAACAACUGUGCCUGGGAAAACUGCACAAGCAACCACAGCCAGAACAUAUUCCCAGAUGGAAGACCUUUCCCUCAUUAUCCUGGCUGGAGGAGAAGGAACUUUGUCUACGUGUUUCACACGUUUGGUCAGUACCACCAAACAACUGGCCGAUCUUCAGUGAAGUUCUCAAUCAACACAGCAAACAUCACCCUUGGCAAACACGUGAUGGCUGUAUCCAUUUACAGGAGAGGGCCCUCAGCACACAUUCCAGUUGCAAAAACAAGCGCGGUUUACCUUGUCACAGACCUAAUUCCAAUAGUUGUGAGUGUGUUCCAGAAACAUGACCGCAACAUCUCAGACUCCAUUUACAUCAAAGACUCACCGAUCACGUUUGAUGUGAAGAUCCACGAUCCCAGCUACUAUCUUAAUAAUUCCGCCAUCUCCUACAAGUGGAAUUUUGGAGAUGGAAGCGGCUUAUUUGUAGUCAGUAGUUCCACUACAUCUCACAUCUAUACUCUGCAAGGAAACUUCACUCUGAAUUUAUCUGUCCAAGCCAUUAUACCUGUACCCUGCAGACCAGUGAUACCCACUGUACCACUGCCCACCUCAGCAGUAACCACUGAAGCAUCUUCUAAUUCAGACUCUUCUACCACUGUCGAAUCAGUGGAAGAUAAUCCUGAUGAAGGUUGCCAUAUUUACAGGAAUGGAUACUACAGUGCUGGUAUCUCUGUCGUAGAGGGAAUCCUUGAGGUAAAUAUUAUUCAGAUGACAAGCAUCCGGACGACAGAAAGUCAAGCUGAAAACUCACUGGUUGACUUUGUUGUUACAUGUCAAGGGAGUCUCCCCACAGAUGUCUGCACAGUAGUUUCUGACCCCACAUGCCAGGUGUCCAAGAGCAUGGUAUGUGACCCCAUUGUCGUCACUGACGAAUGCUUACUGACCAUCAGAAGAGCUUUUGAGGAACCUGGAACAUACUGUAUAAACAUCACCUUGGGGGAUGACACCAGUCAAGCCCUUGCCAGCGCGCUGAUUUCCGUAAAUGGAGGAUCAUCAUCAGGAACAACAGAAGGUGUCUUUAUCUUCCUUGGUUUGCUGGCAGUGUUUGCCGCCAUAGGGGCUUGUGUCCUUUACAAGAGAUACAAGCAGUACAAGCCUAUCGAGAGAAGUGCAGGACAAGCAGAGAACCAGGAGGGACUAACGGCUUACUUAAAAAAUUUCAAAGCAAUUUUGUUCCCUAGUAACACCGAGAAAAAUCCUCUGCUGAAAAGCAAACCAGGCAUUGUUUAA